UUUACGUACACUUUUUCCGAAUCGGAACGCGACGGCAGCCACGCCACGCCGCCGCCUCCCCUUCUUUCUUCGCCGCUAGCCGCUCGCCGCCCCCCUUUUAAGCCCACCGCGCUCGCUCGUUUGCUCGCUUUCCCAUCGUUCGCGCACGCACGCCACCGACUCCGCACCCGUCUCCGUCCCUCUCGAAUCCCUCCGUGCGCGACGCGACGCGAUGGACGGCUCCUCCAAGGGGAUCGGCGGCGGCGCCGCCGCCGACAAGCCAACCCCCGACCAGGACCAGAACGCUAGCCCCAACGUUCCGGCGGCCGCCGCCGCCGCCGUAGACGACGGCGCCUCGGCCGCGGCGACGGCGGCGGCCGCGGCGGAGGGGAGGCGGCCGUUCACCAGCCUCAGCCAGGAAGAGGCGGACCUCGCCCUCGCCCGCGUCCUCCAAGAGCAGGAACGGGCGUACAUGAUGCUGACCGCGCACCACGACAGCAGCGAGUACGCGAGCUCGGACGCCGGGAGCUACGACUACGACGAGGACGAGGGGAGCGACUACGAGGUCGAGGAUGGGGAGGGGGACGCGCUCGACGUCGACGAGGAGGUCGCCGACGCGGAGGGGGACGCGGCGGACCUGGACCCCGCGCGGUACGAGGACGACGAGGCGUUCGCACGCGCCCUCCAGGACGCCGAGGAGCGCGACGUCGCCGGCAGGCUCAUGGCGCUCGCCGGGAUCGGUGAUUGGCGAGCAAUGGAGCAGGAUGAUGACGAGGAGGUUGAGGACGAAGAAGAUGGGGAAGAUCCACAGGAUGCAUGGGAAGACGUUGACCCAGACGAAUACUCUUAUGAGGAGCUAAUUGCAUUGGGUGAAGUUGUCGGUACAGAAAGCAAAGGCCUAUCUGCUGAUACUAUUGGUUCGUUACCUUCGGUAACUUACCAGGCACAAGACAAGCAAGAAGGCAACAUGGAACAAUGUGUUAUUUGUCGUGUGGAGUUUGAUGAAGGCGAAUCAUUGGUUGCACUUCCUUGCAAACAUCUAUACCAUUCUGAGUGCAUAAACCAGUGGCUGCAAUUAAACAAGGUAUGCCCGAUGUGCAGCGCUGAAGUUUCCACCUCUGUGAACAAGAAGCUAUAACUUCUUUACUAGGAAGGAAUAGCGGCACCUGGCAGCCUGAUAUUUUUAUCUGCCACUGGUGAAAGGAAGGCAGCGUCAACUGUUGAAUUGAUCAGGGAAGCAAAGGGACAUCGCCGGGUCUGUCCCCUUGUUUUCUUCAGUUCAAUUCAACAGGCCUAGUCGCCCCCUGUGGCCCUGUACCUUGUUGCUGACUUUCAUCACCAUGCCGCUUGUUAUUUAAGCAUUCCGUUAGACCGCUGAUGAUUCGUGCAUGAUUCAUUGCUUGUACAUGUAAAAUAACAGUCAUAUCUAUAGUCCAUAGCCAUUCUUUCUAAUCUUAGUCUCAUAUCGUCAUGUUUGAAUGAUGGCAUUUUUUAUCCCUCAAGAAUCAAGAUGCUGCUUUUGUUGA
Molecule: messenger RNA, 1505 nt
Organism: Setaria italica (foxtail millet)
Lineage: Eukaryota; Viridiplantae; Streptophyta; Magnoliopsida; Poales; Poaceae
Product: E3 ubiquitin ligase BIG BROTHER-related
Exons: 7
Coding region: 212-1117 (301 amino acids)
Source: RefSeq, a predicted model, not a curated record